Molecule: messenger RNA, 845 nt
Organism: Zingiber officinale
Lineage: Eukaryota; Viridiplantae; Streptophyta; Magnoliopsida; Zingiberales; Zingiberaceae
Product: phospholipase A2-alpha-like
Exons: 4
Coding region: 222-704 (160 amino acids)
Biological process (GO): lipid catabolic process; arachidonate secretion; phospholipid metabolic process
Molecular function (GO): A2-type glycerophospholipase activity; calcium ion binding
Source: RefSeq, a predicted model, not a curated record
UGACUCAGGGUUUUAAAACGUGGAUGGCGACUGGAGAGCUACAGCAGCGAAUCUACUGCUAGUCACGGGGAGGAUUGCCAACAGGACAGCGGAGCAGCUUCUGUUCUCUCUUCUUUUUCCCUCUUCUCCUGCUCUGCUAUAUAGCUAAUCGCGUCUCGCCUUCCUUCUGAGCAUCAAAAUAUCUUGAAGCAGAUUAUUUUGGUGGAGGGAAACUGGAAAGGAUGAAGCUUUCCGUGUCUUUUUCAAGGCUUUUUGUGCUGCUGCUGCUGCUGCUGCUGUCGCACAUCAGUCUCUACUCCGUCAACGCGCUCAACGUCGGGAUGCAGUUCGCCAACGCAGCCAUCGACAAGAGCGUGAGACAAUGCAGCCGGACGUGUGAAUCUCAACAUUGCACUGUGCUGCCUUUCUUGAGAUACGGGAAGUACUGCGGCAUUCUCUACACGGGGUGCCCUGGCGAGAAGCCCUGCGACGCCCUGGACGCCUGCUGCAUGGUGCACGACGAUUGCAUCGGGUCCAAGAACAAUGACUACUUGGACGAGGAGUGCAACGGGCAGAUGGUGGAGUGCAUCGAGAAGGUGAAGGCGUCCGGCACGGGGCAGGCGACGUUCAAGGGGAACCAGUGCUCGGUGGAGGAGGUGGCGGAUCUCGUCGAGGCGCUAUUGGAGGCGGCGCUGUUGGCCAGAAGAGUGAUCCACAACCCAUGACUUCUCGCUGAGUGGUGGCCAUGUGGCCCAAAACAAUGGAGGCUUUCUUCACUGCGCAUGGGCGUCGCAGUGAAUGUUGGGAUUGUUGUUUGUUGCAUUAUGGUGAUCAAUUGUAUCAUAUUAAUUGCUGCUGCUCAUUGC